GACGAUGAUUUUAGAUUUGCUCUGUCCGUGUCUCCGGCUAUUGCCCGUCUGCGCUGAGGCGUUAUGUGCUUUAACAUUCUUAUUAUAGGGAUGAGGGGGAUCUGUCCGUGGUGCUGAAAUCAGUUUCCAACCCCCUUUGCAUUGCUGAAGUUGAUCUCGUUUUAAUGGUAUGCCGUUGAGCAAGCUGUCUGCCGCUGUUCCUGCAAAUAAAAUGAAAACUGCGCCUUCUUUCCGCUGACACGUUUAUCAUCAGUUUUAUCUGUUCUAAAUAACCGCACCACCUCUGCACGAGCAUACCCGGCGGCUGUAGACGCACAGGUUUCCAAGUUAUCGGUCCUAUAUCCAGAGGCGUAUUUCUAAGCGUUAUGGUAAAACACGCAGGUGCGUGAUGGAAAGGCACGAAAGCGGGCGGUCCAAUCGCAUACAGCAGCCGUGCGUGUUCUCGGGUGUUAAAACGCGCAUAUUUAGGGAGAUUUACUGGGUCGAUGUGUAGGCUUUUGUGUCCUUUUGAGGAGCGCACACAGACAGAACGUGUGUUUGUGUGCACGCGCGGCUGUGCGUUUGCACACGCACUCACGCGUCUUUGGCGGAGAGAAAGGGGAAGAGAGAGAGGGACUAUCUGUAACCUACUAUUGCAGAUGCCAAACACAAUACUUGAUUACAGAAUUAUUUACACUCAGUUAAAAAUGUUAUUUCGAUCAGAUAUCCGCCACCAGAUCAAGAUCAACAGCACUUGCUGAUUUGCCUUUGAUCAACUCAUCUCGUUUCUUUUCUUUUUCUUUUUUUUGCCCGUGGGUAGAAGAAAGGCUGCGACUGUCGCCUUGUAGACUGAUUUUCACAUUUUCGAUCGCAGGCUGGAUUUUAAGAUGAACACUGACUGCUUUUCUCGGACGAUUCGUUCAUGAGAGGCUGCAUUCGUUUAUUAUGUUUAAAAAAAAAUCAUCGUCUAACCCGCGAUCGGUUUAAUCAUAGCAGGCGAUUACAUUCCCGGUCCUCAUGUUGUUUGGACGGAGAUGGAGAGAAGGGAUCUGACAGUUUCCCCGCGAUUACCAAGUCAUCGGGAAUUUGGGAUGACACCUCAUACCAGUACCGCACUCGAGUGAGCUGGGGCAUCCUCUCCCAGGACAAAAUGCAUAUCUGGAUUCUCAAAAUAAGCCUUCUGAUUGCAUCAUCUCUGAGGCUGAUCGAGAUGUAUGACAAUUAUGGCGAGAUCUGUCGGAACCUGUGUACAUGCGAGGAAAAGGAAGGGAUCCUGACGGUGAGCUGCGAGAACCGGGGCAUCAUCAGACUAACAGAGAUCAGCCCGGUCCAUUUCUCCGUAUACCACCUCCUGCUGACAGGGAAUCUCCUGAAGAAGCUGUCAGUCAACGAUUUCAUCAAUUACACAGGAGUGACCAUCCUGCACUUGGGGAACAAUGAUAUAUCCGAGAUAGAGUCAGGUGCCUUCAAUGGACUCCAGGGAUUAAAAAGGUUGCACCUGAAUAACAACAAGAUCGAGGUUAUCAGAGACGACACCUUUGCAGGACUGGAGAGUUUGGAAUAUCUACAGAUUGAUUAUAAUUACAUCUCAAAUAUAGAGCCCAAUGCCUUGAGCAAACUAUACCAACUUACAGUGAUGAUUUUGAACGACAACCUGCUCUCUGCCCUGCCGACAAAUAUCUUUCGGAAUGUUCCCCUUACACACCUGGACCUGAGGGGGAACCGGUUAAAAAUGUUCCCCUACAUCGGCCUCUUGGAACACAUGGACAAAGUUGUGGAAUUACAACUUGAGGAGAAUCCGUGGAAUUGCUCCUGCGAGUUGAUCGCUCUGAAGGCUUGGCUUGAGAGUAUAGCAUACACGGCUCUGGUGGGGGAAGUGGUCUGCGCGACUCCGUUCAGGCUCCACGGUAGGGACCUGGACGAGGUGUCCAAGCAGGAGCUCUGCCCAAGAAGACCCUUGGAAGACACUGUAAGGCCUGCACCCCCUAGCAGCACAAAUGGAUAUUAUCACACCACACCUUCUGCCGUCACCGCCUCCGCCACCUCAUCGGCUGUUUUUAGGUCCUCCUCUAGGCCGACCAAGGGCACGCGGCAGUUUAACAGAACUAGGUUAAAGCCCACUUCCCGAAUACCAGGGGGUAACCCUUACAAUUAUGGCCCCAUCAUUGCUUUUCAGACCAAAUCUCCUGUGCCUUUGGACUGUCCCACUGCCUGCACGUGCAACCUGCAGAUAUCUGAGAUUGGGCUGAAUGUCAACUGCCAAGAGAGAAAGAUUGAAAGCAUUUCUGAUCUAAAACCCAAGCCAUACAAUCCUAAAAAAAUGUAUCUCACUGGAAAUUACAUCCCUGUGGUGCGGAGAUCAGAUUUUGUGGAUGCCGUUGGAUUGGAUUUGCUUCACCUGGGAAACAACAGGAUAAGUCUGAUCCACGACAGGGCUUUCGGGGAUUUAACCAACCUGCGUAGGCUGUAUUUGAAUGGUAAUCUCAUGGACAGGCUCACAGGAGAAAUGUUUUUUGGUUUGCAGAACUUGCAGUACCUUUAUUUAGAGUACAACAAAAUCAAGGAGGUCGAUGCGGGAACUUUUCGUUACCUCACUAAUCUCCAGCUACUCUUCCUCAACAACAACCUUCUGAAAACCUUACCUGUGGGCAUCUUUUCCAGCCUCUCCCUGUCUAGACUUAAUCUCCGCAACAACCAUUUCCAAAAUCUGCCCGUGAGUGGUGUUUUAGAUCAGCUGAAGAUGCUGGUGCAGAUGGAUCUGUUUGAAAACCCCUGGGACUGCUCCUGCGACAUAGUGGGAAUGAAGAUAUGGCUGGAGCAGCUCAGCGCUGGCACCGUGGUCAACGAGGUUGUGUGCGAAAUGCCACGGCGCCACACAGGAAUGGAUCUGCGCUCCAUCCAAUCGGAGCAGCUCUGCCCGGACUACUCUGACGCUAAAGUCUCUCCAACGCCCCCUACAGACGAGCCCAUGGACGACAGGGCCGCCACGACAGGAGCACCUCAGAAGUUCAACACCCCCAGCAGCACCGUCCCCCUCUCUGUCCUCAUCCUCAGCCUCCUGCUUGUCUUCAUCAUGUCUGUCUUUGUGGCCGCGGGGCUGUUUGUGGUCGUGAUGAAGAAACGCAAAAAGUCCCAAAGUGAUCGUACUAGCACCAACAACUCCGACAUCAGCUCUUUCAACUUGCAGUACAGCCUCUACAGCAACCGCUCCGGCCCCAAAGUGAAAGCCCCAGCCGGACACGUCUACGAGUAUAUCCCCCACCCCAUGGGCCACAUGUGCAAAAACCCUAUUUACAGAUCACGAGAAGGCAACACAGUAGAGGAUUACCGUGACCUCCACGAGCUCAAGGUCACGUACAGCAGUACCCCGGAUGAUGAGAGGGACAGCAGUACCAUGAGGAGUCCUGCAUACAGCGUUAGUACCAUCGAGCCACGUGAUAACCCCUCCCCUAUACCGGAUGCAGACCAUUUCUUCAGAGGCAUGCUAGAUCACGAUAAGCAGCACCCCCAUCCGUCCAUCCCGGCCGGCGCCAAUUUAGAGUACAAGUACACAGGGCCUGUGUCGUACACGUACAACGCAAAUUUUGAUGUCAGACGUCAGUUCUUGCACCCGGAGAGGAUAAGAGAAACGGUGCUUUAUGGCACAGCACCGAGUACUGUUUAUGUCGAGCCCAACAGAAAUGAGUAUUUGGAGCUAAAAGCCAAACUGCAGUCUGAGCCCGAUUACCUUGAAGUUCUUGAGAAACAGACCACCUUUAGCCAGUUCUGAGCAACAGAUUCAUUGAUGUUGAUGACGCAUUUUCUCUCUUGACCCUCCUUGGAAGAGUGGCUCAGUCUAUUGGGUGCCUUGGCACGACACACACACGCAAGAUGGAGUUGAAACGGGGUGUGCCGAACAAUCUUAUUUCUGAAAGAUGACAUUACAGGAAUGGAUACAGCUUUCUGAAACACGGAUGAAAAACAUUGCUCUAGUUAACUGAUAAUGCAAAUCUAUUUUUCUAUGGUGAAGAUCGAAUACACACAAAAUUUAAGUGUACAGGUAAAUCUUUCCCAGCCUCAUUUUCAGGAUUAUAACCAUACAUAAGGCAUAUUGUGAAUCAGUAAAGAAAUGUUUAUAAAACCACACUCCUGGACAAAAACACUGUACAGAAGAUCAUCAAAACUGUGUAGGACUAUUUUCUGCUGUAGUCUGUAAGUAAGUAUUUAUUGAUAUAAUCUGCCAUGUCUUUUCAAAACUUUUGAUUCUACAUCAAUAUUACCUGUGUCAUCAUACUCCAUGAUCCAGUGAAAAAAGGCUUAUGUUUGUAGUUUCAUUUACUGUAGCUCUGCAUUGUAAAAGUGGCUUUUUUUGAAAGUGGCACACCCCUAAUGUUCAAAAAAGACAUUUGAAGAAGAUGAAAAAAAAAGUGUCUUUGUAUGCUUUCUGCACUUUUUGGAAUUAGAAGGCUGGUUAGCCUUCAAUGAGCUCUCAUAAAGGAGAUUAUUAUAUUAAAAAUGAAUAUGGGUAUUCAUUCUUAAUAUGUAGAACAAAACAAAAUUACAUAAAUAUUUGAAGUAUUAAUUCUGUUGUGUAAUACUGAUAUUUUAUUCAAUGUAACACCUAUUUUUAUACAAGCGUUUGCAGAUUCUCUAUCCCUUAUCGACUUUAUUUGUUUUGAUUGCUUUGCACUUAUAUCAUUAUAUUGACCAAACUAUGUUAUUGUCAUCAAAUAAACAUGAUGUCAGGUUGAUAUAAUGUCCUUAUGAGGAAACUGAAUCUUAGGUUUU
Messenger RNA from Pungitius pungitius (ninespine stickleback), 4746 nucleotides. RefSeq names its product SLIT and NTRK-like protein 5 (gene slitrk5). Gene Ontology annotation, cellular component: membrane. The coding region runs from base 902 to 3748 and encodes 948 amino acids. Gene Ontology annotation, biological process: regulation of presynapse assembly; positive regulation of synapse assembly; axonogenesis. Gene Ontology annotation, molecular function: protein binding. The record is from RefSeq and is a predicted model, not a curated record. Lineage: Eukaryota; Metazoa; Chordata; Actinopteri; Perciformes; Gasterosteidae. The transcript has 2 exons.